AUGGCAUUCAAAGACAUUGCCAUUCUUCUUUUCUUCAGCACAAUUCUUCAAUACCAACUACACAAAUCAAUAGCAUUAGAUAAUCAAACAUGGAUAAAAGCUGGUUAUUGGCAAUAUGGUGAAACAUCCAAUAUUGAAAGCAUCAAUUCAACUUUAUACACUCACCUCAUCUACGGCUAUGCUGAUAUGUACUAUAAUUCAUCAACAGAACAAGUAAAUGUCACAAUAUCAUCAGAUGAUGAGCCAGUUAAAAACUUCAAUAGCAUUGUCAAGAAGAAAAAUCCAUCAAUCAAAACACUUGUAUCAAUUGAGAUGAACCGAACAAUGUCCAAUGCAAACUUGAUUACCGGAAGAAAAUUCUUCAUUGAAUCAUCCAUUGAAAUCGCUCGAUCGUAUGGUUUUGAUGGCCUUGAUUUCACCUGGAGUUGGCCUAGUUCGUCCCAAGAAAUGUCGAAUUUGGCUACCCUUUUGGAUGAUUGGAGAGUAGCUAUUGAUCUUGAGUCCAAGCAAGCGAAAAAUCCGCGACUUUUAUUAACAAUGAUUAGCAAAAACACACCUUGGAUUGAAGAUUGGACUUAUCCAAUUGAGUCAAUGAAGGAAAACUUGGAUUGGUUACAUGUAUUUGCAUUUGAUUACUAUGAACCAUGGUCAACAAAUAACACAUCCCCUUUUGCAGCAUUGUAUGAUCCAAAUAGUGAUUUGAACACUGAUUAUGGGAUUAAUGCUUGGAUCAAAUAUGGUUUUCCUAGUCAAAAGAUUGUUUUGGGAUUGCCAUUUUAUGGUUGUGUUUGGACAUUGGUUAGUCCAGAAAAUAACCAAAUUGGCGCGGCGGCAACAGGGGCAGGGCCUGCUAUAAUGUGUCUGAAAAUGAGCCGUUCGCGAGUAAUUUUGCAUUGUUGGGAUAAUAAUAUCAAGACAUACAUGAUAAAAUACCGCGCUAAUAAUUCAUCGUAUAAUUCAACUUAUGUGAUGAAUUAUGUCUCUGUUGGGACAAGUUGGGUUGGAUUUGAUGAUGUUGAGGCAGUGAAAACCAAAGUUUCCUAUGCAAAAGAGGGAAUUUGA
Molecule: messenger RNA, 1062 nt
Organism: Capsicum annuum
Lineage: Eukaryota; Viridiplantae; Streptophyta; Magnoliopsida; Solanales; Solanaceae
Product: class V chitinase-like
Exons: 1
Coding region: 1-1062 (353 amino acids)
Biological process (GO): carbohydrate metabolic process; chitin catabolic process
Cellular component (GO): extracellular region
Molecular function (GO): chitinase activity; chitin binding
Source: RefSeq, a predicted model, not a curated record